This is a messenger RNA of Chara braunii, 1109 nucleotides long. NCBI's taxonomy places the organism in Eukaryota, Viridiplantae, Streptophyta, Charophyceae, Charales, Characeae. The record is from the annotation of a GenBank genome assembly.
GCGUACGGGUUCCGCCCUUGCCCACAACGGCUGUUUUCGAGCGGACGGCUACGGGCAGGGCAGCUGCACCUCCUUACCCUCUCGAAGUCAGAACAUGAACCGCAAAGCGGCGAUCAAGCACACGGUCAGACAGACGAUGGCUAUGGCGGCCAAACAAAGGAGCAUGCAAAGGACGACGACGACCCCCGCGAUGGCUUGGCCGACCACUGACCGGCGACUGCUGUCGGGCACGCACGAAACGAUGAUCACCACCGGUCGUUGUGUCGCAGCGCAGUCCGUGCACUCGCGGACCGUGCGCUGCCUCGCAGGGACUGCUUCCCCGCUGCUCGUCACAAGGAUGGUAUGCCGAUCUUUGGAGAUGGCGAAGGGGAACCGAGAUGCAGUGUCACCAACACCAUCUACCACCGACAGCAUCUGCCGAGGAGGACGUGAUGGCAGCGCGGGGACGGUGUUGGGUCGUAAAGCCGGCAAGACGUUCGUCGGGCAGUGCGAUUUCAGAAAUGGUAAGGUCGACACCUUGGAAGCACACACCGGAGGAACGGAGAAUCGACGGACGAACAUGAGCGGCUGUGCUAUGGCAUCUGUCCUUCCCCGGAGCAUGAAGGACUUGCAUUGCCUCUGCGCAGCCACUCGCCCGUUCAUACCCGGUGGUACACACCGCCGGAGGCCAUGGACGUCGAGGCAGUCAGCGAUGCUUCGACGAAACACGCUGGCGAUGGAACGCAUGGCAGCGGAUGGAGGAGGCAGUCCGCGAGACUUGGGGGACCAGGAUUCUCACCCCGCUGUGCACACAGGCGGCAAGGGACGUCCGCUGUCUGCACAGCAUGCGAAUUGGACCACAGCCUGCUUGACGCCCAUCCUCGUACAAUCGGCAGUUUUCGAAUUCGAAUUCGAAUUCGAAAAACCGGCGGCCCUCACCGCCCCUCCACCACUCGCCCUGGCGGGGAGUCGUUUGUGGGUGACAACAGGAAGUCCGUCUACCGACUGCAAGGACCACGGGACGUGCCGCCACGACACCACGAUACGAAUGUGAAAACACGGAACUCCACUUUUCCGAACAACCUUUCCGAUGCGGUGGGGUCUCCGAAAACAGCCGGAAACUCCCACAA